Molecule: messenger RNA, 610 nt
Organism: Paraphaeosphaeria sporulosa
Lineage: Eukaryota; Fungi; Ascomycota; Dothideomycetes; Pleosporales; Didymosphaeriaceae
Exons: 1
Coding region: 11-532 (173 amino acids)
Source: RefSeq, a predicted model, not a curated record
GCUUCAGUCCAUGCUGGCUGCGCUCCUCCUGGGUGCACAGCCCUACUUUGCCCUCGCACACCCGGCUCUUCCUCCAACCACCGACCUGGCAGCCGCAAAAGCCCACAACAUUUACCUCGUAACCUGCGUCCCAAAAAAUAGAAAUGAUGACGACAAUCCCACGCCUUCCGCAAACUUCACCGCCAUAGCCUACUUCCGCCAGCCGCUCAAUGUGACGAAUGUCGACCCCGACACGAAGGCUCCUAAGCCCGACAAAGCUGCGCUCGUAGCGCAGCCGCCGGAGCCGUGGGAAGGCGUCAGGUGGAAGGUCAAGGUGUGGAACGACAAGGUGUUUUCGGCAUCAAUCGCGGCGGAUGCAGCGACUGGGGCGAAGGGAUCGUUGGCAGGGGAUGCGAAAUUGGGGGAUGAGGAUUAUGUGUGUUUCAAGGAUGGAGAGACAGCGGUCAGAAUUAGGGAGGAUGGUGCGAGGGGGAAUUGUGUGGCAGAUUAUUGGUGUGCUGGGCUGGAGGCUGGGAAGGGGAAGGGACGAUGAGAGGUGGGCGCAUGCUUGGGCAUGUAGUUAGACGUUGGCGAUGCCGAAGCGUGGCGGUACUCUUCCUGGGCAGGCGCC